UGGCGCACCCGGUAGCCGCCAGCGUAACCUGCAGCACCGAGAUUGUCAAUGCCUUUUCCAACCCGUCCUUCGAGACUGGCGAUGCCACGGAUUGGACCGCCUGGACCGCCCCGGCAACGCCCGCGACCAUGGGCAAUGUCCUCUCUGGGGAGGCGUCGGACGGCAACUACUACCUGUAAGUCAUCUGCUCAUGUGGGCCUGGAGCUGGGAACGGGCAGGGUUGACCUUGAAUGAAAAGGUCCGUGGGUGCAGCAAACUCGGUAUGGAAAUACAUCCAGCAACCCGUCACCGGGCUGCAGGUGGGCAAGACCUACACCCUGUCGGUGGACUACAAAGUCACGGCUGCAAUCGCCAGUAUUCCCGCCAUUUACAACACGUGUUAUAUGGGCUGGAUGGUGGAUAGAUGGUCCAGCCUGCUGGAUCGAAUCACCGUCCCUGCGAUCCUCGGUGGUCUAGACCCAUCGUGGGAGACCUAUACCUACUCCUUCAUCCCCACCAGCUCUUCGCACACCAUGAUGUUCCUCUUUGCCUGCAGCGGCUAUACUACGUUCAACUUUGAUCUGGACAAUUUUGUCCUGCCGCUGUCGACUCAGCAGGUGUGCACCACCUCUGCGGAGGUGGUUACCCCAACCACGAGUGCGGUGGCCAUCUCGCCAUCCAGCGUUCCUCCGAGUAGUGCCGUGAGCGCCACACCAACGCCAUCAUCCGUGUCGCCUGCUUCGUCUGUGGCAGUGAUCUCCAGUACUGCUAUCCCGACUUCGUCUCCAGUAGUACCAAGCAGUCCGGCAUAUACACCCACGACCUUGUCAUCUUCUGCUCUAGUGACUCCCCAAGCGUCCGUGGCAUCAAGCUCAAGUGUGGUUGCAUCAACGCCUGCUGUCUCGUCUCAGUCAAUCAUCUCUGCCAGUCCAAGUGUCUCCAUUCCUAUUAUACGACCAUCCCAAUCCACGGCCGACUCCCUGAUCCCGCCACGCAGCUCGCCCAUACAAUCAUUGUCUUCCUUCGUCCCAUCAUCCAGCCCAGCUGCCUCCUUUGCCUCCUCCCACCCGGUGGUGACACGUUCGGCCGGCCAGUCCUCAGCACCCGGACUCACCUCAUCUCCAGUGCGGACAUUCGCUACUUCGAUUUCCCAACCGGGCAGAAUCCCGUCCAGCGCACCCAAUGUGGGGCCCUUUCAAUCCAGCAUCCCUGCAGUCACUCCUUCGAUCUCCAGCCACGAGAGCAGAACCACCAUCGGAUCUGCAUCCGCAGACACCGGCGCAUUCAUCACCUCCACGCUUCUCACCACCCGCACCGCAACCGUGACAGCCUGUCCGUCAAGCGUGGCCAACUGCCCAGCCCGCGAGCGCACCACCUCUCUCACGACCGAGACCGUGGUCAUCGGAACCACCAUCUGCCCCGCUACGAUCCCCGCCGGCCAGCCUACAGCCUCUGCCGGAGCAGGCCCCGAAGGCGAGCUCCUGACCACCUCGACCGUCUUCACCACCCGCACCUCAACCGUCACCGCCUGUCCGUCCACCGUCCCGAACUGCCCGGCCUCCGCGCACAGCACGUACGUGAUCACCGAGACUCUGGUCGAUUAUACGACGGUGUGCCCGAUCACCGCCACCCAAACCGCGGCACCCACCGCUACGGGUGCCGGGGUUGGAGGUACCGGAACGGCCGUCGUGCCUGCACCGACCGUGUCGGCGGGUGACUCGGCUGCUACCGCUGCAGCCCAUACGGUCUCGUCGGCGGUGGCGCCGGCAGUGACGCAGCCCGCGUCGGAGAUUGACGAGGUGGUCUCGACUAUCUACGUGACUGCGACUGUUACUGUGGAUUGCUUGAAUUGAGCGGGUGGUGGAGGGUCUGUCUUCUUCUUGUAACAAGUACAUUUAUCGUUAGUAUUAGGUAUGCCGAAUAUGAGGGUGUCUA
Molecule: messenger RNA, 1914 nt
Organism: Aspergillus brunneoviolaceus CBS 621.78
Lineage: Eukaryota; Fungi; Ascomycota; Eurotiomycetes; Eurotiales; Aspergillaceae
Exons: 1
Coding region: 231-1832 (533 amino acids)
Source: RefSeq, a predicted model, not a curated record